Oncorhynchus mykiss (rainbow trout) is the source of this 4183-nucleotide messenger RNA. Its product is annotated as EMILIN-3-like. Gene Ontology annotation, molecular function: protein binding. Gene Ontology annotation, cellular component: extracellular matrix. Lineage: Eukaryota; Metazoa; Chordata; Actinopteri; Salmoniformes; Salmonidae. The record is from RefSeq and is a predicted model, not a curated record.
UGGCUCUUGACUUGGCUUUUCCUAAGUGCUGAAGAACUUUCUCUCUGUGACAACCUUUUUUCCAUGUCUUCUUCUCAUGUAUGGAAUCGGGUUACUAAGAAUGAAGUAUUUUCUUUACAAUUGAAUGUUUUCUAGUUCUGUGAGGUAUUUUUUGUGAGAUGCUGGCAUCUCAACUAUACAUCCUUUAUACAUUUGUCUGAUGCCAUUGAAAAAUCAAGUUGUACCAGACCUUUUAGGCAGACCUACUUUUUCUUUAAAAGCUAUACUGCCAUUGUUUCUGACUUCAGGCAGCAGUUUUUUCAUUUGAUUUUUUCGUCUACCUUUCCUUGAGUGGGAGCAACGAUGCACAUUGCAGUGGCAUUACCUCCCAUCCUCCUCCUGUCAGCCAUUCUGUCUCUGGCUGAUGCCAAGUUCUACAGACCCUCCCAGUACAUCCUCUACAAGGCUGGGCCCAAUCCUCAUCCAUAUGUCCAUGGGAAGCCCACCAGCAGGCUCAAAAACCACUGUGCCUACGUUGUUGAGAAGACUGUUUCAUUCACCAUGCAGGAUGGGGUAGCUCCUUAUGUCAAAGCUCAGUACAACAAGUGUGCCUGGGGUCAGAAGUGUCCAACCCUCAUAUAUCAUGUGAUGUACAAGCCUGUCUAUAAAGUUGCCCAUAAGACUCUCACUGAGCUGGAAUGGCGCUGCUGUCCAGGAUACUCUGGCUACGGCUGCAUGGAGGGACCCCCAGCCUACCAACCCCUAAUUAAGGCGAUGCCUCCAUUCAAGGGCCCACCAUUCAAACGCCCACCCAUUAAAGGAAACCCCUGGAGUCAGAGCAAGGGCCAUCCUCCCAUGAAAUCGUACCCAAUGCUUACCAAGGGCCCUCCCAUGAAGGGACCUCCUCCUAUGAAGUCAUACCCAGUGAAAGCAAAAGGCCCUCCUCCCAGCAAUGUCAAGUCCUACCUUAAACGUCCCUUUGGGCCUCCUCUGACCCACCCCUCCUACCGAGGGUCAUCUUCCAAGCCUUACACCUUUGGGCCACAGCACCUCCACCAACCAAACCGCCAUGAGGGGCCAGACUAUCACCAGCCUGAACUAGACCACCAGGGGUCAGAUUAUCACCAUCCUGAACUAGACCACCAGGGGCAAGACCCCCACCAGCCUGAACUAGACCACCAGGGGUCAGAUUAUCACCAUCCUGAACCAGACCACCAGGGGUCAGACCACCCCCAGCCUGAACCAGACCACCAGGGAUCAGACCACCACCAGCCUGAACCAGACCACCAGGGGUCAGACCAUCACCAGCCUGAACUAGACCACCAGGGGUCAGACCACCACCAGCCUGAACCAGACCACCAGGGUUCAGACCACCACCAGCCUGAACCAGACCACCAGGGGUCAGACCAUCACCAGCUUGAACUAGACCAUCAGAGGUCAGACCACCACCAGCCUGAACCAGACAACCAGGGGUCAGACCACCACCAGCCUGAACUAGACCACCAGGGGCCAAACCACCAACAGCCUGAACCAGACCACCACUGGUCAGACCACCUCGAGCAGGAUCAUCACCAGCCUGAAUCAGACCAGGAGGGGCCAUACCACCAGGAGCCAGACAACCACGAGCCGGACCAUCACCAGUCUGAACCAGACCACCAGGGGCCAGACCACCAUGAGCCAGACCAUCACCAGCCUGAACCAUAUCUGGAGCCAAACAAUCACCAGCAGCCUGGACCAGAUCGUCCUGAUCACCCAGACCUCACUGAUCAUCCUUUUCACUCAGAGUUGGAGCCUGUCACUGAUGAAACAGCUCCCCCUGCUGGCAGCCAAGAAAUGGAUGGCCAGCCUCGGGACACAGUGGAUAGUGAGUCUACUGAGCGUCUGGACCGGAUGGAGGAGGACGUGCGGAGGCUGUCCCAGGGUCUGGAGACGCUUAAGGGGACGGUGAACGGACUCGAGGAUGGCCUGCGCGCCUCACUAUGGGAGGACGCCAACAGGAUGUUCUCCGCCCUGCUGUCUGCAGCACCAAGCCCUGUUCCCGCCCCCGCUCUGUCCUCUUCCCCCCACUCCACUGUAGGCUUUGCAGACAUCCCUGGAGGAGACCCCGAUGCAGAGGGGCUGGAUGUGGGCCAGGCUUUCCCAGGGUUGAGCGAGCUGACAGGGAGGGUUGAGGGGCUCCGGACUGAGCUACAGGCCAAGGCUGCUGAGCUGGAGGAGCUGAGAGGCAGUGUGAUCAGGCAUGACGGAACCCUCAAGAAGAUGUCAGGUGGUGCAGAUAGCUUGACAAGGGCCGAAGCGAGAGACACCCAGAAGGCAAUGGAGGAUCUGGUGGAUGCCAAGCUUGGCGGGGCCCGGACGGAGAUCCUGGGGGAGUUUGAGAAGUGUAUCGAGAGUGCAGAGAGCCGCUGUGGGGAGAGGGCCAGGGAGGUGAGUCGACAGUGCCACAGGGAGCAGCAGGAGAGACAGGAUCUAAUGGAGCUGGCCCUGGAGGUCAGCGCCACUGGGCUUAGGAAGGAGCUUGGAUACCUGCAGACUCAGAUCCAGGGACAUGACCUGAGAGAGGGCUGCUGUGGUAGAGUCACUGGCCUAGGUGAGAGGGUGCAUCUGCUGGAACAGUUGGUGGCAGGCCUCAACCAGUCCCAGGGGCACCUGGGAGUGGAGCUGGGUGGUCACAAGGCCCAUGUAGAGGCAAUGCUGGAGGGGAGACUGGAGGACGUGGAGGCCAAGCUCAACCUGACUGAAUGUGGAAAGGUCAGGGGUGGGAGCACUAGCAGCAGUGGUAGUGGUGGGGUCCAGGGCAGUAGCUCAGAGGGAGAGGUCGGGGCAGGCAGCCUGGAGGCCCGUCUGGAGGGGAAGCUGAAGGCUCUGGAGGGUCGUCUGCUGACAGCGUUGGGGGAUCUGGAGAAUGCUACAGCCCCUGCCUUGCUGGAGGGCCAUGUCGUGCCCACACUGGAGACAGAGGUGGAGUCCCUCAGUAGGAGGCUAGAGGUGGACGUGGACAGAGUGCAGAAACAGCUGAGCGGCCUGGAACUACUCUGCACAUCCUCCUCUCUGCCCAUUCUCCAGAGAGACGAAGCCACAUCAAACACUCACAGGGUGGAGGAGGAUAAGACAGGAGGAGGAGAGGAGAAUGGUCUCCUGGACAUGGAGAAUAACCGUCUGAACAGCCUUAAUGUCACCCUGCAGAGCCUCCUGACCAGACUGUCCCAGAGGGAAGACCACCAGGAGGGAGAGGAGGGGAGCUCAGUCCAGGGUGAAAUCAUGCUUCUCAAGUUCAAUGCCCGUUCCAUGAACCUCACCCUGAAGGGCCUGAAGGACUCUGUAGGGUUGGUGGUCCAGGAUGUGGGGCGCGCCAACACCACCUGGCAGGAGCGGGAAGAGCGCCUGACCCAGCAGGUGAUGGGUGUGGUCCAGCUUUUGGGGCGCCAGGCCUCCAUGUUGGGGGUGGGUGAGAAGAAGCUGACCCGGAUGAAGGGAGAGCUCCAGGAACUGAGGAGGCGGCUGGCCGGGGAGGUGCAGGGCUGCCGCUCCACUGCGCUUGGAGUCCAAAAGGAGGUGGUGGAGGUGGGGGGCCGCGUGGCCAGCGUGGAGGGCCAGUGUAAGGGCUUCAGUCACCUGGCCAAGGAUCUGGAGAGGAUCAGGGCGGAGUUGGAGAGGCAGUCAGAUGGAUACCUGUCCCAGGUCAACGGUACCCUCACUAAUCACGCUCACCAGCUGUCUGAGCUGAGACAGGAACUCAGGAACUGCACGUGGAAUGCAGAGCCCACCCAGCAGAGCCUGUACCUCCUAGAGCCAGAACAGAUAAGAGAAGACCAGUAACCUGUCAUGAAAUCUAUUACUGUAAGAGGGAGGCCAGAGUUCUGUACUGAGUGAUAAUGGACAAUUAUCUUGAGCCCCAAAUGGCUGGUGGGUGAGCUGGAGACGAUAGAAACAAACAGGCAAUGUUUCAACCCACUGGCGUGCCACAGAUUAUUUUUUAUAAAAUGUUGUUUAGCAAAAUGUUUUAUAUUGACACUUUUAUAUAGAUUUUUUUUUUUACUGUUGUUUAGUAGGCAUAUGAGUUUACAGGUAUCCAAGAUACUACGUUUUAUUUUGUAUGAUUAUUGUCUUUUGUAUUUUACAUUUUGUAUAAAACAUUACAAGUUCUUUAUGAUCUGCAUUCCUCUUGCUGUUAAAGUGUUGUCUGUAUAAUAAAGAGGCGUUA